AUCUCACUACUUAAAAUAUUCUGCAUCUCUCAAAACACUGUUAAAACCCUAAAAUUUUAUAUGUCUCCCUUUUUUCCCCCUUUCAGUUUUCUCACGCAUUUAUUUGGUGAACUGAAACAAACAAGAAAAUAGUUUUUCUUUCUUCAAGCGUUUCGACCUUCUCUCUCUCAAAAUUUCAGUUGCUUUUGUUGAAAGGUUGAAGAGAUCUCUACUUAAAGUUCUCAGUUUGGCGAAGAUCGAUCGAGUUGAUGUCAGGCCUUGAUUUCAUUCUCAAAGGGAGGUUGGUACUGUAAUCAUUGAGAGACAGAUAUUUAUGGCUACGAUUGCCGACAUAGGGCUCUCUGCAGCUAUAAAUAUACUAACAGCCUUCGCUUUCUUCGUGGCAUUUGCAAUACUAAGACUCCAGCCAUUCAAUGACAGAGUUUACUUCCCAAAAUGGUAUCUUAAAGGUGUAAGGAGCAGUCCAACAAGCUCUGGAACAGUAGUGACAAAGUUUAUUAAUUUAAACUUCAGGUCAUAUCUGAGAUUUCUGGAAUGGAUGCCAGCUGCCCUCAAAAUGCCUGAAUCUGAGCUCAUUGACCAUGCAGGGCUAGAUUCUGGUGUUUAUUUGAGGAUAUACUUGAUUGGACUUAAAAUAUUUGUGCCUAUCGCGAUAGCGGCAUUUGCAGUGCUGGUACCAGUCAAUUGGACAAACGACACUCUAGAGAAAUCAUCAAUAGUAUAUAGUGACAUAGACAAGCUUUCCAUAUCAAACAUCAAAAUUGGAUCCCAGAGGUUUUGGGCUCAUAUACUGAUGGCAUAUGCCUUUUCAUUUUGGACUUGCCGUGUUCUACUUAAAGAGUAUGAGAUAGUUGCAUCAAUGAGAUUGCAUUUUCUUGCUACAGAAAAACGCCGUCCAGAUCAGUUUACUGUGAUUGUAAGAAACGUACCACCAGAUCCAGAUGAAUCUAUUAGCGAGCUUGUUGAGCACUUUUUCCUUGUCAAUCAUCGGGACAACUACCUAACACAUCAGGUUGUAUAUGACACAAACAAACUUGCUAAGCUUGUCAAUGAGAAGAAACAGAUGCAAAAUUGGCUGGACUACUAUCAACUAAAGUAUGAAAGAAAUCCAUUGAAAAGGCCAAGUGGAAAGACUGGUUUUCUAGGGCUGUUUGGAAAGAAAGUAGAUGCAAUUGACUUUUACAUGUCAGAGAUUGAAAAGUUAUCUAAAAAAGAGGCAGCAGAAUGUGAAAGAAUUAAGAACACCCCAAAGUCUAUUAUGCCAGCAGCAUUUGUUUCAUUUCGGACACGAUGGGGGGCAGCAAUCUGUGCUCAGACACAACAAACAAGAGAUCCAACAAUGUGGUUGACUGAUAGGGCUCCAGAGCCACGAGAUAUAUAUUGGAACAACCUGGCAAUUCCAUUUGUUUCUCUCACAGUUAGAAGGUUGAUUGUAGCUGUGGCAUUCUUCUUUCUCACCUUCUUCUUCAUGAUUCCAAUAUUGUUUGUACAGUCACUUGCCAAUAUUGAAGGGAUUGAGAAGGCUCUUCCAUUUCUAAAGAAAGUAUUAGAAGUGCCAGUCAUCAAGUCCUUCAUCCAAGGUUUUCUUCCUGGCAUUGCUUUGAAGAUUUUUCUUGUCUUCUUGCCUACAAUAUUGAUGCUCAUGUCAAAGUUCGAAGGGUUCAUCUCCUUAUCAGCUCUUGAGAGAAGAGCUGCAGGGAAAUAUUACAUUUUCAUACUUGUUAACGUUUUCCUGGGGAGCAUAAUAACUGGAGCUGCUUUUGAACAACUAAACACCUUUAUUCACCAAUCGGCAACUGAAAUACCAAGAACUGUAGGCACUGCAAUUCCUAUGAAAGCAACUUUUUUUAUAACCUAUAUCAUGCUUGAUGGUUGGGCUGGAAUUGCUGGGGAGAUUUUAAGGUUGAAACCUUUGAUAGUCUAUCACUUGAAGAAUUUUUUCUUGGUGAAGACUGAAAAAGAUAGGGAUGAGGCAAUGGAUCCAGGAAGCAUUGGGUUUGAUUCAAAUGAACCUCAAAUACAACUAUAUUUCCUACUCGGUCUUGUCUAUGCUGUGGUCACACCCUUCUUACUUCCCUUUGUAAUUGUAUUCUUUGGCCUGGCAUAUGUUGUAUAUCGCCAUCAGAUCAUAAACGUCUACAAUCAAGAAUAUGAGAGCGCAGCAGCAUUCUGGCCAGCCGUACAUGGACGAAUAAUCACUGCAUUAGUUAUAGCACAGUUGCUGUUGUUUGGGUUGCUAAGUACAAAAGCAGCUGCUCAGUCAACACCUUUCCUCGUCGUUCUAAUCGCUCUUCCAGUUUUUACCUUUUCCUUUCAUAGGUAUUGCAAAAACCGCUAUGAACCUGCAUUUGUGAAAUGUCCAUUACAGGAAGCGAUGAUGGCAGACACGCUGGAACAAGCCAGAGAGCCAAAUUUUGACUUGAAAGGUUAUCUCUUGAAUGCGUAUAUCCACCCAAUGUUCAAAGCUGGAGAAGACGACGACACUUUUUCUAUUGAUGAUGACCGAGAGUUUGAUACUGUACUUGUACCUACCAAGCGACAAUCUCGAAAGAACACACCAGUACCUAGUAAACAUAAUGGCUCUUCUUCGCCUUCCCUCAACGAUACUAUUCAAGAACAUCAGUUUUUUAUGAAUUGAGAACUCGAGGUUGUACAUUAGAGGGAUGUAUUUGUGUAAAUUUAUAUUUCUUGCAGAAGUCAAGGCUGUUGCAGUAGUUGGUGUAUGCUCACACGUUGACCAGUUCAGUUUUCGAUGAGUGUGUAGACUGUA
Molecule: messenger RNA, 2770 nt
Organism: Asparagus officinalis (garden asparagus)
Lineage: Eukaryota; Viridiplantae; Streptophyta; Magnoliopsida; Asparagales; Asparagaceae
Product: CSC1-like protein At3g21620
Exons: 12
Coding region: 314-2638 (774 amino acids)
Cellular component (GO): plasma membrane
Molecular function (GO): calcium-activated cation channel activity
Source: RefSeq, a predicted model, not a curated record